Molecule: messenger RNA, 1923 nt
Organism: Histoplasma mississippiense
Lineage: Eukaryota; Fungi; Ascomycota; Eurotiomycetes; Onygenales; Ajellomycetaceae
Exons: 2
Coding region: 1-1923 (640 amino acids)
Source: RefSeq, a predicted model, not a curated record
AUGAAACCAUCCCAGCCACCCGAAAAUACACUCGAAGCGCAUCCGAACCAUGGUAGAGACGCAACUAGCGUGAAUUGUAACCGCGAAAACGCCACAAGCAUCCUCGGACCACCGGAACCUACCCUACAAGCGCCCAACACCUUAGUGGAAAGCGCCGUGACUACUGUCAGUGGGAGACGUAGUCGGGUACCACUUUGGCAAUUAGAACUUCGAGAUCCCGGCAUGAGCGGUCACCCUCCUCGGAGAGAUGUGGAAAAGUUCCGAGGCCAAAGCAUGAAAGAAUUUGAAAACUUUGUUACAGCUGCUAUCGCUUUCCAUGCCAGUGAUCUUGAUUAUUACAACGAACACGACCAUCGGAAGGUCAUCGAAGCCGUCACUCAUUUCAAUGUCGAGAUGCAACAACGUUGGUAUCAACAUACACAUGAUAUGCGGAUUUUGCCACCAUGGGAAGAAUUUGUUAGCUGGAUGCAAUGUCAAGUCACCGAUCCAGAUAAAAGUUUCCGAGAUGCAGAUAGACAGUACUGGAAAACAGAGCAACAAGAAGAUCAGACAGUUCAACAAUUUGCUUCACAUUUACAAUCAAUUGAAGGGCGUCUGCGGCAUCCUUAUAGCGAAUACCAUCGGAAAUCACACCUCUACAUGAAAGUUCUACCUUCCAUUCGCCGAGAAUUUGACAAAUAUGCAACCAAACUAGAAGAGUUAAGCUAUGAUGCCACUCUUCACAAACUUGCAAUGGCAGAAUCAAAUCUGCCAGAAAGACGGAAGAAACUUAAAGAGAAGUCAAACUUCAGAAACCCUACUCAAAGCUUUAACAACAGAAAUAAUGCUGAACACAAAGGACUCAAAAAACGCUUAAAGCGCGCCAUUCAGCUCGCAAUGGCAACUAUAAGCGCGGAAAGUCGAUGCAAAAAUGCCUUAAGUUUCAAUGUCACAGUGGAAAUCACUACGCCUAAGAGUCUGCAAAAAGUGCUUGCACUAGUAGACUCUGGGUCAGAAGUGAACUGUGUCGAUGAAUUUUGGGCAAAAGACCACAAUCUAGAAGCUGCUCACCGCAAAACCAAGAUGGUCAAAUCGAUUGAUGGAUGCAUAAUGCGCUCCUUUGGAGAGUAUAACAUUGCAACCACUGUCACUGAUCACAAGGGUAAUGCACAGCAGACAUCUCAUUCCUUCCAUGCGAUGAAAAUGAAGGACUACAAUCUUGUGUUAGGAUUUCCUUGGUUAAAACAAACAAAUCCUCUUAUAGAUUGGUCAGAUGGACAAUUCUUCUUUAGAAGCUCUGGAGAUGAACAACAGCCUCAAAUUAUUUCUGAACAAGAUGUUUUAGCUGAAGUUCUCACCGGAGCCAGAGUAGGAAUGCUUGUAGUAUUACCUACAGAAUGUUCAAAAGACCCAAAGCAUGCUCCACGCGUAUUCUCGGCUGCAUAUUCGGACUUGCCGACCGGCCUACCCGAUUAUGUUAUGCCAUACGCGCAUAUCUUCUCAGAAGAAGCUGCUAUAAGCGCGCAAAGACCAGAAGAGGCGGAACACCGCAUAGAUCUCGAGCCUGGUGCGCGACCUCCAUUCAUGCCGAUAUACAACCUCUCUGAAACUGAGUUAGCUGCCCUAAGAGAAUAUUUAAAGAAUGCAUUAGACAAAGGGUGGAUACAACCGUCCAGUAACCCGGCUGGUGCACCAAUUCUCUUUGUCCCCAAGAAAGAUGGUGGACUCCGUCUUUGUGUAGACUAUCGAGGGUUAAAUCGAAUCACCAUCAAGAACCGAUACCCUCUACCUCUAAUAAGUGAAUUACUUGACAGGCUCUCAAAAGCCAAGGUAUUCACUAAGCUGGACCUUCGAGAUGCCUACCACCGCAUACUUAUAGCGGCAAAAGACCGUUGGAAGACAGCCUUUAGAACGAGAUAUGGAUGUCAAAUGGCAAUGCGAUAG